UAAUGUCCGCCGUGAUGUGGAUGAUCAUCCGCCGUGCCGGAAUGGUUUUCAUGAUCAUCUCCCUCUCCGCUUUGCUUCUUUAUAAUCCCUCCGGCCCCCUCCGUUUCCUUCGUUUGUCGUCGUCUUGCUCUCGUCCUUUGUGUUCCCAACCUCUUCCUCCGAAAGCCCUUGUGAGGCUCAACCAAGUUCUGAAGAGAGCUUCGAUGAAGAACAACACCGUCGUUCUAACGACGUUGAACAGUGCAUGGGUCACACCCAAUUCGGUGCUCGACAUUUUUCUGACGAGCUUCAAGCUCGGAAACGGCACACGGAGGUUCUUGAGGCAUCUGGUGAUCAUCGCCUUGGACCAGAAGGCGUACAAUCGUUGCCGGAUCGUGCACCGCCAUUGCUUUGCCCUCCGCACCCACGGCGUCGAUUUCCAUGAAGAAGCUUAUUUCAUGACGCCGAAUUACCUGAACAUGAUGUGGCGAAGGAUUGAUUUCUUAAGAAUCAUCCUCGAGCUGGGUUACGAUUUCAUCUUCACGGAUGCUGAUAUCCUGUGGUUCAGGGAUCCAUUUACACGGUUCUUGCCCGACCCCGAUUUCCAAAUAGCUUGCGACUAUUACAAAGGUUCAUCCGACGACGUCGAAAACAACCCUAAUGGCGGAUUCUAUUACGUAAAGUCCAACAACCGGACCAUAGCAUUCUACAGAUUCUGGUUUUCUUCACGUGAAACUUAUCCCAAACAUCACGACCAAGCUGUUCUCGACAAGAUCAAGUCCCAUCCUUACAUCUCGGAGAAAAUCCGGUUGCGGAUCAAGUUCUUGGACACGGCGUACUUCGGCGGUCUCUGCGAACUCAGCAAGGAUUUGAACAAGGUCUGCACCAUGCAUGCGAAUUGCUGCUAUGGGAUGCUUAACAAGCUCAAUGACAUGAAGAUCAUGCUUCAAGAUUGGAGGACUUUCAAUUCGUUGCCGCCUAAACAUCGGAACGUGUCGAUUUUCACGUGGCGAGUCCCUCGGUUCUGCAGAGCAACUGAAGAAGGGAUUCCUGUUCUUAUUCCAGGUUAUAAUGCAACCGUCGCCGGAGAUAUACCGAUGUUCAACGAGAUUGGAAGUUGUAUUGAUGUUUAA
Messenger RNA from Hibiscus syriacus, 1112 nucleotides. RefSeq lists its product as uncharacterized. Bases 3 to 1112 code for a protein of 369 amino acids. The record is from RefSeq and is a predicted model, not a curated record. The transcript is spliced from 4 exons. Lineage: Eukaryota; Viridiplantae; Streptophyta; Magnoliopsida; Malvales; Malvaceae.